Messenger RNA from Linum trigynum, 3990 nucleotides. The record is from the annotation of a GenBank genome assembly. Lineage: Eukaryota; Viridiplantae; Streptophyta; Magnoliopsida; Malpighiales; Linaceae.
GUCUAACGGGUACGUAGGCAGCCAAAAGGUUCGAGUCUAACUAAUAAACUAACUUUAUCUUUUAAUUUUACGUAUGUGGGCGUAUAAUUUAAUUACAACUAAUACGAUUUAAAUUCUUUAGUAGUCCAGUAAGGCCCUAAAAAUACCAAAUAAUACGUCAAUGGAGUUUAGCUAAAUUAUACCCAAUGAAAUAGCAAUAUAUUAAUGAUCCAGUGGAAUUUUAAAAUACGAAAUUAUUACUAAAAAUAUACCUAACACAUUUAAACCUACCAAACUUAAGUAGUAUCGAUUUAUGGCGUUGUGAGGUGUGAUUUCACUUCCCCACACGUAACCGUACUCCUGAACCCGAAUCUCUUAACCGCAGACCAUAUCUCGGUUCUAACCCUAAGGUUACAGCCUAUUCGAAGAGUGUUCGAUCCACUCCAAGUAAGAUCGAUAGCGACUCCAAAAAAGCCAACACGACUACCUCGGACCCCCGAAGUGAUAUGAUCCCAAAUUGCCAACCAUUCACGUCACAAUUACUUGACAAAGAAGCCAUCAAAGUUGGGGAAAAGAAGGGCAGAAUUUGGCUAAGUCAAAAUCCAUGUUCAGGGUACAUACUUUGGAGGCAUGGUUCUCUCAAUUUGCUUGGUGGAAAUUCAAGUUUAAGGGUUUGUUUUGUAGAUCAAGUUACCAUCUUUCCAAUGGUAUGCUUUUUGGAUCCAGAAGAUGUCAUUAAGGUUGUUUUCCAAGGCCUCAAAGUUGCUACCUCAAAACUGGAAAACUGCCAGAAAAUGGUUUAAGUCUGGAAACUGUUUUGUGAAGCCUACUUUGGAGCUCAGUUCAAGGAGCAUGGAUCUGAUUCGAGACCAAAGGCUUCUACAACAUGAAACUAGGUAUGUUUAUAUACCAAGGGAAGGAAUUGGAUGAAAGAUUGAAGUUCCGGAAAGCCUUGAACAAAAGGCGCGAAGUUAGUAUGAAAGCUGCUUUUGGACUGUUUGCUGGCAGCUUACUUGCACUUGAAGAAAGAGAGUUUAAAUCCGAAUUUUGAGUCCUUUUUAGAGUAGAUUUUUACCUUAAUUGUUUUCUAGUUCUAUUAGGUUUGCAUUAGGUUUAUUUGCCUUUAAACACCUUUCUAUUUUCGUUGUAAAAAUUCAGACUUUGUUGAAUAGAAAAGAAACCGUUUGGUUUGUGCAAGUUGCGACUUGUUUUGGGUUUGGUGGAUUCCAAACUUGCUGAGCUUGUGUAUCGAUUGAAUAGUCACUUCAAUCGUGGUCGAGCAACUACCCUUUUAUACCAAUCGAGCUAUCCCCAGGUGUGGAUUUGUCCUUUUGGUUCCGUUUUAUCCAAGUUCGUAUUAAGAACGCGUUGUUCUUGAUUCGAGUUCAAUCAAUCUUUAGAUUGAUUGUUUGCUGCGUUACUUUGAUAAAAAUACACCCCCCAGGGGCGUGUUAAGUGGUACCAGAGCCCGGUUCUACACAAGGGCGAAGAAGAAGGCGAAAACGUGUUAUUUCGUACAAGCAGAAUUCGUCGAGAAACAGGGCAGCCAUGGUGGGCGAACUAGAACAAGCGAAUUUGACGUCCUAUACUCGCUGUUUGGUGGGUGAGAAGGUGUGCUCUGUGUACGUCAAUAGUGAGAGCCAAUCGAACUUGAUUAGCUCACGGGCAGUAGCUAAAUUGGGGCUUCCAAUUCGAAAACAUCCAGCCCCUUAUUUAUUGCCAUUGUUGGAAGAAGAAGGUUUUGCUUUCGUGACAGAACAGGUGCUCUUGCAAUUUAAAAUUGGGAGCUAUGUAGACGAGGUUCUCUGCGAAAUAGUGCCUCUAAAAUUGACUCAUGUCGUGCUUGGCAAGCCUUGGCACGAUGAUCGCAAUGCUCAACGCAGCAGAAGAACAAAUCACAUCAGGUUGAGGCAUUGUGGGAAGCUUUUUGCUCUAAAGCUUCUGUCGCCAGAAGAAGCUGCUGAAGAUCGAUCAACCCUGCUGCAACAGCUCCGUGACGAGGAGGAAAAGCUGCUGGAGGUUUCUAACGGGGAUCAACAGUUACGUGAGCCAGAUGUCCAGCUCAUUGAGGAAGUUCAAGCAACGGAAACAACAGCCUGCACCGAUCGUUGUUUUUCAUCGGCGAGACAGAGUUUGAUGUCUCAAGACAACGACGUCAAGCAGAAGGACGAUUCGAAGGACGUCACUACUUCUGGAAAGCCUCUGGACGUUCAAGGAAAGAUGUUUCCAUCACCAAUCGCUUCAGGUCAACAUGGAAUCGAAGAAGUUGAGUCUUCAGCCGCCAUCAGACACUGUUCUUCCUCAAGGAAACAGAGCAGGAAAGAGGGAGAGUUGGGUGGCGAUCUCGGAAGCAAGUCGACCUAGCCCAAUGCUUCCAAUACAUUCCCUCCAGCUACAGAAAGCUCUCCCCUCGAUCGAAAUGUCACGAAUCGAUCUAUGCUGCAGAAUCAAAAUCGAGUUCCAAAGCCUCUGGAACCGCAACCGCAAGAAGGAAAACACGCUCAAUUGGUUGGGGAGAUUGGGCGCAAUCCGACGCAAGCGGCCAUUGAAGAAUCGUUCGUUGAGGUCCCAGGAACGUGCCAGAUCCACCAAUUCAUCCCUUCGAAGCGUGAACAAAAAACACCCAAUUUCCAAUUGAAAAAUCUGGGUUCGAAAUUGGAUGACGGCGGGAAAGAGGAACUCGAUGAUUCGACAAAAAUGGUGAUGAUUCGAGCCUGUGGGAAGGUCCAGAAUUUCAAUAUGAAGCCUGGAGAAGGGCUUGGAGUGGUUCAAUUGGACUGAAAAUCGUCGAAACGAAAAUCCCCAAUUCAUUCGAGCAAGAACUGGUACGCAGAAGCAGUCCGACGACCUGGAAAGUUUUCCAACCGCGUUCAGGUGGAAUUGAUCGUCGAGGAAGGUUUUUGGCAAAUUCAGGAAGAGUUUCCAACAGCUCUGCAAGCUUCCAAGCCCUUGGACGAGUUCGAAGUUGAGUAUGCAGCUGAAAUUUUUGCGUCGAAAAGGAUGAUCGAGCAGCCCACCUUCGAUCCAAUUUGGGAUCAAUUAUGCGUCCAGUUUGAUCAAUUAAAGGCUAAAGUGUUGAGGGCAACACUUUUUCAAGAGGGAGGGCCUGAUAUGAUCCCAAAUUGCCAACCAUUCACGUCACAAUUACUUGACAAAGAAGCCAUCAAAGUUGGGAAGAAGAAGGGCAGAAUUUGGCUAAGUCAAAAUCCAUGUUCAGGGUACAUACUUUGGAGGCAUGGUUCUCUCAAUUUGCUUGGUGGAAAUUCAAGUUUAAGUGUUUUUUUUUCAGAUCAAGUUACCAUCUUUCCAAUGGUAUGCUUUUUGGAUCCAGAAGAUGUCAUUAAGGUUGUUUUCCAAGGCCUCAAAGUUGCUACCUCAAAACUGGAAAACUGCCAGAAAAUGGUUAAGUCUGGAAACUGUUUUGUGAAGCCUACUUUGGAGCUCAGUUCAAGGAGCAUGGAUCUGAUUCGAGACCAAAGGCUUCUACAACAUGAAACUAGGUAUGUGUAUAUACCAAGGGAAGGAAUUGGAUGAAAUAUUGAAGUUCUGGAAAGCCUUGAACAAAAGGCGCGAAGUUAGUACGAAAGCUGCUUUUGGACUGUUUGCUGGCAGCUUACUUGCACUUGAAGAAAGAGAGUUUAAAUCCGAAUUUUGAGUCCUUUUUAGAGUAGAUUUUUACCUUAAUUGUUUCCUAGUUCUAUUAGGUUUGCAUUAGGUUUAUUUGCCUUUAAAUACCUUUCUAUUUUCGUUGUAAAAAUUCAGACUUUGUUGAAUAGAAAAGAAACCGUUUGGUUUGUGCAAGUUGCGACUUGUUUUGGGUUUGGUGGAUUCCAAACUUGCUGAGCUUGUGUAUCGAUUGAAUAGUCACUUCAAUCGUGGUCGAGCAACUACCCUUUUAUACCAAUCGAGCUAUCCCCAGGUGUGGAUUUGUCCUUUUGGUUCCGUUUUAUCCAAGUUCGUAUUAAGAACGCGUUGUUCUUGAUUCGAGUUCAAUCAAUCUUUGGAUUGAUU